Molecule: messenger RNA, 1240 nt
Organism: Heterobasidion irregulare TC 32-1
Lineage: Eukaryota; Fungi; Basidiomycota; Agaricomycetes; Russulales; Bondarzewiaceae
Exons: 7
Coding region: 173-1240 (355 amino acids)
Biological process (GO): transcription by RNA polymerase II
Cellular component (GO): SAGA complex
Molecular function (GO): transcription coregulator activity; protein heterodimerization activity
Source: RefSeq, a predicted model, not a curated record
AGGAGAGACCCACCCAAUCGAUUCGUCAUCGACUAUUUAUCAGUCUGCUGAGGAGACUACGGCAUUGCCGCUACCAACCUCUGGCCCUGUUACUGCUCAACUCAACGUUUGGUUGAGCAAAUUUAACAAAUUUCGAUUUGGGGCCACUGGAGAAUUCAGCAAGAUCGUCAGGAUGCCGCCAGCUCCGAAACCACCGGUGGGUGGCGAUAUCGAAAAGAGGAAGGAGUACAAGUAUCAGCAAGAGAUUUCUCAAAUGAUGUUUGUCUUCGGCGAGAUCCAGGAUCCAUUGACAGAGACCGUCAAUCUCGUCGAAGAUAUCAUCCGUAGCCAACUUGUCGAAUUAAUUGUACAGGCACGGGUGCAGGCUAACCGCCGUGGUGCCCGCUAUCUUUCGGCUGAAGAUUUGAUCUUCCUCAUUAGGCACGACAGAGCCAAGGUGAACAGAUUGCGCACUUAUUUAUCUUGGAAGGACGUCCGAAAGCACGCCAAAGACAGCAAUGCAGACGGUGGUGGCGGUGUCGAGGUUGAAACCUUGGAGGAUGGAGCUGAUGACAAGCUCACUGCGAAAGCGCAGAAGAUCACCAUCAAACUACCUUGGGAGAUUACAACCAUUUACUCUGAGGUUCUAAGACAAAGUGGUCUUCAGGAAGAUGAUGAAGAAGACGAGGAUGAUCUGGAAGCCCAAGAGGCAUCUCUCGAGCGACUCAAGGAAGCCGACGAUGUUACGAAACAAAUGACUCGUGAAGAGUAUCAACACUAUUCUGAUUGCCGGCAGGCAUCAUUCUCGUAUCGCAAAGCCAAACGUUUUCGAGAAUUUCUCAAUCUUCCACCCCACCUUGAUCUCAAAGCAAACGACGACACGGUCGACAUCGUCGGUUUUCUUGCUUUCGAGAUGGUUCGGUCCCUCACGGUGGCUUCUUUGGAGGUGAAGAAAUCGCUAGAGGAGUCCUAUCUGCGUGAGGAUCAUACAGCUUCACCUGUCCUUGGUAAGCGCAAGAUGGGGGUGGGCUUAGAUUCUAGCAGCAAACGACGACGGGAGGAAUCUCCAGACGAAGACUCUGACACCCCAUUACCCGCCUCUUCGUUGUUCAUGCAGCCGCCUGAAGCACGUACUGCCCUCAGGCCAGAACACAUCCAAGACGCAUUCGGGAGAAUGCAAGGCGAUUGGUCCCAGAGCCGUUCUGCAGGUAUGCGGAACUGGAGAGGUGGUUUGAUACGGACCAGUGUCAGUCUCAUUUAG